AUGACCUCGGCAGCAUCAAACAAGAGGCCAAACUUCCUCAUCAUCGUCGCCGACGACUUGGGUUUUUCCGACGUAGGUGCCUUUGGAGGCGAGAUCUCUACGCCCAACCUGGACAAGCUGGCGUUGGAAGGCGUGCGUUUGACAGGCUUCCACACUGCGUCAGCAUGUAGUCCGACGCGCUCGAUGCUCAUGUCUGGAACCGACAACCAUCUUGCCGGACUGGGCCAGAUGGCCGAGACGAUCAGUCGCACGCCAGGCUACCAGGGCCACGAGGGUUACGAAGGUGUCCUCAACGACAAAGUGGCAGCACUGCCCGAGCUCUUGUCCGAUGCAGGCUAUGCGACCUACAUGUCUGGCAAGUGGCACCUCGGGCUCACCAAAGAGACUACACCGCAUGCCCGUGGCUUCCAGCACUCAUUUGCUCUGCUGCCGGGCGCUGGCAACCACUACGGCUACGAGCCCCAGCUUCAAGACGGCUCGCCCGCCAUCAAGUUCAUGCCUCCUCUGUACUAUGAGGAUGAUCGACACCUCUCGUUGAACGAGCUUCCGCAACCGUUCUAUUCGUCCGACGUGUUUGCCAGCAAGCUCAUUUCGCAGCUCGAGCACAGAGAGGGCGAUGCCGCACAGAAGCAGAAGCCCUUCUUUGCGUAUCUGCCCUUCACCGCUCCACACUGGCCGCUGCAAGCCGACCCUGCGGUCGUCGCAAAGUACAAGGGCUUCUACGACGAUGGCUUUGAGGCCUUGCGCGUCCGGCGUAUGGAUGCUUUGGUCAAGCUUGGCUUGAUCGAUGAACAUGCACGACAGGCUGCCCACCCUGCCAUCGAGAUCUUCAACCAGGAUCCCAAGUGGGACUCGUACACGGACGAGGAGAAGAAGUACAGCGCCAAGCUCAUGGAGACGUACGCAGCCAUGGUCGAGACGAUGGACACCAACAUCGGCAAGGUCAUCCAACAUCUUGACGAGACCGGCGAGCUGGACAACACGUUCAUCCUGUUCAUGAGCGACAACGGGGCCGAGGGAGCUCUGUUGGAAGCGCUCCCAGUGAUGGGGCCGCAUAUUGCUCAAGUGAUCCGCAAGUUCUACGACAACAGCUACGACAACAUCGGACGCAAGAACAGCUUCACCUACUAUGGCCCGCAGUGGGCUCAGGCUUCCACUGCCCCUUCGCGCAUGUACAAGGCCUGGAUCACUGAAGGUGGCAUCCGAUGCCCCUGUCUGAUUCGCUAUCCUGGAUUCGCUAAGCAGAACGGCAGCAUCGUAUCCAACUUCACCACGGUGAUGGACAUCCUCCCGACGCUGCUCCAGCUGGCAGGAACGCAGCAUCCAGGCAGUACUUUCCGAGGCCGCCCUGUGCUGCAACCAAAGGGACAGUCGUGGGUGCCUUUCCUGACCAACACCUCGGAACAGAUUCAUGGCGACGACCAUGUCACUGGAUGGGAGCUGUUUGGACAGCAAGCCAUUCGCAAAGGAAACUGGAAGGCGGUCUUUAUCCCCGCGCCCAAUGGACCGGAGCGAUGGCAGCUGUACAACAUUGAGAAGGACCCAGGCGAGACGGAGGAUCUGGCCGAGUCGCACGCCAAGAUUCUCGAUGAUCUCAUCCAACACUGGACCGAAUACGUCGCUGAGACCGGAACCAUCUUGCUGACACGCAAAUAA
Molecule: messenger RNA, 1656 nt
Organism: Sporisorium graminicola
Lineage: Eukaryota; Fungi; Basidiomycota; Ustilaginomycetes; Ustilaginales; Ustilaginaceae
Exons: 1
Coding region: 1-1656 (551 amino acids)
Molecular function (GO): arylsulfatase activity
Source: RefSeq, a predicted model, not a curated record